This is a messenger RNA of Monopterus albus (swamp eel), 4608 nucleotides long. RefSeq names its product lunapark, ER junction formation factor (gene lnpkb). Gene Ontology annotation, cellular component: endoplasmic reticulum tubular network. The record is from RefSeq and is a predicted model, not a curated record. The transcript has 17 exons. Lineage: Eukaryota; Metazoa; Chordata; Actinopteri; Synbranchiformes; Synbranchidae. The coding region runs from base 224 to 1600 and encodes 458 amino acids. Gene Ontology annotation, biological process: endoplasmic reticulum tubular network organization.
UUUCUAGAACCAGUCGUGCUUUUGUAAGUCGACACACAGCCUGUCAUUAACGUGAAUCGUCCUGAACUGUUCCUGCUUUACAUAAUUGUUCUCCAUUCGGCUGCAGUGUUUAGUGCGACCACUCGGGGGAGUCCUUGCUUCACAAUAUUCAUUGCAGAAAGCCAUCCUGCGGCUGUCAAAUAGACGGACGGUCGCUCGGACCACGUGACCCUGCCGCCAGCCAAUGAGAGGCGACAUUCCGAGUGAAGCAAAGGAAUCAAAAAGGAGGCUGCUGUAUUUUAUAGAUAUGGGGGCCCUUAUAUCCCGAUGGAAGACCAAACCAACCACAGUUGAGCAGCUGGAGAACCUGGACAAGGAGAUUAAAGAACUAGAGGACUUUCGAGCCAAAAACCAGCGUCUACAAAAGCUGUGGGUUGGUCGGUUGCUUCUCUACUCGUCAGUCCUUUACCUGUUGACCUCUCUGAUCGUCUACUGGCUCUACCUACCAGAGCAGUGGUUGCAGAGACUAGCCAUGGCCCUGCCUUUUUUCAUAUACCCCCUGCUGGUGUGGUUCAUUAGGAAGUUGCUGAUCUUCCUUUUUUCUAAGCGCUCUGAGAGAAACAGUGAUAAGCUAGAAGAUUUAAAGGUUGCCAAGAAAAACAUUCUAGAGGAAGUGAUGGAAAAGGAGACGUACAAAAAUGCCAAACUCAUACUGGAACGCUUUGAUCCAGAAGCUAAGAGGAAAACUGAGCUGGAGUCGACUCCAGCGCGUCCACAGAUGAGUCCCAGGCCUGGACAAGAGAUUCGACAGAGAGGGGUGCCAAUGAGACCCAUGCCAAUGGGCACACCAGUUGCCAUGACAAUGACUCCAUCAGGAGCGCGACCCCCAUCUGGGCAAGGGGACACACCUGUGGCUCCAGGUGGACCACCGGUGAGAUCUUCUGUGUCUGCUUCUGUCCUCCAGGGUACAGUACCCAGGAGCCCCUGCUCCCCUAUACCAGGUGUAGGCAUGCACCCUCCAGGUCCUCCAUUAGCAAGACCCAUUCUCCCCAAAGACAGGGGAGCUCUGGAUCGAGUCAUUGAGUACCUGGUGGGAGAUGGACCACAGAACAGAUAUGCGUUGAUCUGUCAGCAGUGCUUUUCUCACAACGGCAUGGCUCUGAAAGAAGAGUUUGAAUACCUAGCGUUUCGUUGUGCGUACUGCUACUUUCUGAAUCCAGCCAGGAAGACACGCCCUCAAGCUCCCAGGCUUCCAGAGUUCAGCUAUGAGAGGAGGUUACGAGCAGAAUCGCAUGUCCCUGAUCCAACACCAUGUUCUGAGACAGAUACAGAGGAGAGUGCGCCCCCUUGUGGAGAUGAGAAAGGUGAAGACCUCGCUAAAGAAAUGGAGUGCGAGAGCCAAUCAGAGGAGCCGCUGCAGCAGGAGGAGGAGGAAGGGCUAGUUCAGGAGGAGGAGAAGGCAGAGGAGGAAGGGCUAGUUCAGGAGGAGGAGAAGGCAGAGGAGGAGAAGGCAGAGGAGGAAUCGGCGCAGAGUCACGGUGCCUCCUGUGAAGGAGAACCUCAGCAGUCUUGGUUGCAGAGUCCAGGAGAGGGCCAGGGACAUCUGAUCACUCCGGACUGAGGGUGCUGGUCCUGGCCAUCAUAGAGAAGUGGCACUUUAAAACAAUAUGGAUGGACUAGGACUGUCACCAUUAAUAGUUUAAUGAUAGCUUUCUAUGUGCAACUAAAGUCUCAAAGGAAAACAAUCCAUAAUCAAGGAUCAAAAAUAUUAUAUUCAUCAUAUUUGGUAAUAAGAUCAUCAAAUGAUAUUGCCUAAAACGAUGCCAUCACAUCAGGGCUUUAACAGUUUGACUGAUGUUCAGAUAGCUGCAGUUUUAACCCUGAGGCUGUUUCUCACUAGAGUAGGUGGCUGCUGAUGUUGCCCCGUGUGGUGAAUGACAAACUGACUUUGUUUAAUAAUUUACACAGUCAGGUCCUUUUUAAGUAGCUGGCUGCUGUUCGGUUUGUCCGUGACGCGUGUUAUGGUUUUAGAUGAAACUGCUGAUUCAUAAAUGGACUGUCCUCACAUGCAGUAAAACAAAUACAUGCUGAAUUCUAAAUUCCUUCACUGACCCUAAUUUCAGCCAUUUGUUUUCCCACUCCGUCUGCUAUCUGUAUAAUUUGUUAAAUAUCAUAGCUUAUUAUAAUGCACAUUUAAGUAUAGUACCUAGAUGCUGUUUAUUGUUUUGUUGGGGAGGGGGAAAAAAAAUUAUCACCAAGAUUAUGAUGAGAAAACAUGGUCCAGCAUCAUCAGUUGUGUUAACAGUACAUGCAUACAAGUGUGCCAUGAAGUAGAAACACGUGGACCGAGGUCUGGAAACGGGUCUUUAUAGAAACACUUUGACUCUUUCUUCCUCACCAAGCUUUUGUUCUGCAGCAUAAAAUGUAAACCUCUAAAAUAAAAUCAAGCCAUUGAUUUUGCAAAGGUCUUUCUCUGCGAUAGGACCUUGCAACUUUAGCUUAUUGGUUUGAGGAGUGAGGAAUGACGAGCAGUGCUAGCUAUGUAGCAGCCUCAGUCUCACCUGAAACUCAAAACCUCCAGCAGAUGAAAACCAAAUAUGUUAAUGUUGUGUUUUAUUUAUGCAUUAGUGGCCAGAGUAAAAUCCCAGGGAUAAUAUGUUAAAGUGGAAAACUGAUUACUAGCAUGGUCCCAGACUGGAGCUGAAACUACCUAUUCCCUCUCUAUCUGGAUUUUGCCAAUUGUACUUUUUCAUGGGAUUAUCAUUUGCCACAUGAACUUGUUUUAUCAGAAUUUGCACCGUUUCUCUUUGUGUUUAUCUGCCCAUAUUAUGUUUGAACCCACCAGGUAUCGCUGGUACUGUCACAACUCUUUAAAAGCAUCAGCCUUGUUUAGGUUCUGUAGCCUCCAGGGGCUGAAGAUUUGCUGAAAUAUUUUAAGUAUUUUCUUGUUUUUGCUUACAUUAAUUUUAAGUGUUGUAAAUGUAGUAGACACCUGGUGUCAUGGUUGUGUGUGCCUUGGUUGCUGCUGGUAUAUUCAUUUGUUUACAGUGUAAGCUGGCCCAGGUUUAGCUUCUGCAGCAACAUCAAGUAGCACUGACUACUUACUUUUCUGUUUUGUUUUGUAAUUAAGUGGGGCAAGAACAAAUGGUGUCUACACAAAUGUAAAUGUGAUGUGUCAUUUGUACUGUGCAGGUCUGGUCCUGCAAACACUCCCAGACUAAAUGAGUAAAACAGGUUUCAUGGGGCACAGACGACGUGUAAAAUUUUUCUGAAAUGUGUUUACUUUCCACUUUUCACAUGUUACUGUGCGUUUCUGAUUGGUUGUCAAAGUCCUCAAAACCUUGCAGUGACCCAGAAUCAUUUGGCAAAGGCUAACUGUAAAGUUUGGCCCACGCUUUUGAAUCUGCCACUGCCCUGCAGUCUGUUUUUUGACAGACCCUCGUUGAAUGCUGUUCAGACACCACUCUAUGAAUUGAAAAUCACCGGACUCUACACCUUGACCACAGCUUGACGUUUUGAUUUUGUCCCAUUAUUUCUCCGUGCCAGGCAGCUAUGUUUCCAAAAGUUGCAAAAUGUUGCAUCAUGGUACCUUCACCAGCUUACAGGUUUGGGGUGAGCUGAAGGCUAUCGGUGUUAACAAGCUUUUCAUCUCCAAUGAUAUGCGCUGGUGAUGAAAAUGUGUUAAAAUUCCAAAUUUUAAGCUGUUAGUUUAAUAUUUAAAAGCCUAGAUUCUCAACAAGUUGUCUCACACACUGACAUGUGUAGACCCUGCUGACUUUGUUCUUGCAGUUUUUUUCUUUGCUCGUCUAGAUUUAACAGGUAUAUUUCUACCAAUGCUGGUCAUCAUGUAAGUGUGUGCAUGAAACGCUUAAUAAAGUUUAACAACAACAACAACUCAUACCCACUCGGUGUCAUCAAAUCCAACCUAAAACCUGUGUGGGCCUUACCCAGACCUAACCAGAAGGUACAUAGUGUUGUUUCUAGUUUCUCAGGAACACAUGACCUGUACAGUGGACAAUCCUGACUCAGUCUAUUAGUAAUGAGAAAGACAGUCAUGUAUAUUAAAAGUGAGAUUCAGCUCUGGGCUUUAACACCACUGUCAUAUGACAGUGACUUAAAAUGGCAUAAACAAGUAAUGACUUAUUUCUCACUAUUUCACAUCUACAGUACAAAAAAACAAAAGAACAACAAGUGGUCAGUGCAGUAUGACUUUACAGAACUUUAUCAUUAAAUUGAAAUAUGUGGUCUUGUCUCUUGCCCUAAUAAUUCACAGCUGCAAAUAAAUCAAGUUGCUUUCAGCUGGUCGCUGUAAACCCCGCAGCACUGACUAAAAGGUUUAAACUUCAUGGAAUAUUUACGCAUCCAUUACUUGCUAAAAAGUCUUUGUUAUGGCACCGUUGUAUUUGCUACAACAUUAUUGAAGCUGCAUAUCACACACACUAUAAAGGAGAAAUUGUUUGAGCUAAUUGAUAUGUUUGUGACCGGGCCAAUAUACAGGCCUAUGCAACCCAGACCCUAAUAACUUUUAGUAGUUCCCCAAGAAUAACACCCCUCCUGUUUUCUAUCAGGUCAGAUUCAUGCAAACUUCACCAGUACUGAGUUGCUACCCCUGGAUAAAUCUGCAAAUAC